Molecule: messenger RNA, 1653 nt
Organism: Didymodactylos carnosus
Lineage: Eukaryota; Metazoa; Rotifera; Eurotatoria; Philodinida; Philodinidae
Source: the annotation of a GenBank genome assembly
AUGACAUUAAGAACGUCUACUCACAAUGAUACUGAGAAAUCAAAGACGAGAUACAUUGAUAGUAAAGGAACAUUACUUACACUUCGUCCAGCUCCAGUUGAAACAAUAUUUCCUCAUCAUUUGGUUGAUAAACGUUUUUUAGGUUCCGAUGGUUUUAUUGAUCUUGACAAAAUGUUUUUAGAAAUUGCUGGCGCAUUUCGACAUGAAGUGGAUGCUAAUCGGAGUUUUCAUCAACAACACCUGUCUAAUUCAUCUCCACAUGAAAUGAGUGAUAAAGUAGACGAUGUACCAAGAGAACAGACAAAAGUGUAUGAUUAUUCAGAUCCACAAAUACUUAAAAAAGUUUUUAAUCGUCGUCCAAAAGAAAUUCUUACACCUGAUCAAAUAGCUAAUUUAACUUCGGUCACAGUUGGAAAUCGUCCAUCAACGAUAGAUCAGAGUCAACAAAAAAUGGCAUGGAUCGAUGAUUACCGUAAUGUUCGUUGUAAUGUACCUUGGAUACCAAUAUCACCGCUUCCCUAUCAUCAUAAAAAUCCAUUCAUUUCUGGUGAAGAUCGAUUACAAACACCUAAGCCAACAUUUUGGUUAAAAAGUCCUAUGUACACUAGACAGUUAUCUCCUUAUCAUUUUUAUCAAACACCACCAGAUACCGUUCAACAGCAAACACCAGUCUCAAUUUUACAACGAUUAGAGGAUGCCGCUGCUCGACAACAACAAAAUAGCUGUGAUAUCUAUCAUUCUGCAAGACAAAAUGAUCAUGCUUGUUUACGUGAUACAUCUAUCUGUUAUACACCAAGUUCACCUGUUCUCGACCAGCAAUGUUUUCAAUCUGUUAGUGAUAUGGAAUCUAGCAAUGCAUAUAAUUGGCUAUUUACCGAACAGUCAACACCUCUUGCCAGCAAAGAUUUAACUAAACUGGUUAAUGAUCAUGUACAACAAAUGUUUUCAACACCUUCAUAUCCGAAAAUAGACAGUGGAGACGAUGAUGUAAAUGAUCAUAGUUGUACAAUUGCAUGUGAACAAUCGCCAUUAUCUCAAAAACAAAAACGUUCACAAGAUGUUAUUCGUUCAUCAUCUGAUGAAUUAUGUUCUUUGACAAAUACAACUGAUAAUGAAUUUUCAAAUAUGAGUGAGAUGUGGCACAAAAUUUCGAAUACAAAAGUCAGUGAAGAAAACGAUGAACAAUCUAUUGAGAAUUGUAAGGAAGUAUACGAUCUUAUUCAAUUUAGAACACAAGAAGUCGAUGCAAUCCCAUCACAGAAUAUCUUACAGUGUUUAAAAUCACGACAUCUAUCACAACGUCAUGAAAUGCUGAAACCAGUAUCCUCAACGUCAUCCGAAGAUCAGUCCUCAAUCAAAUCUGUCUUACAAAAUAUGAUACUUGAACAAUUGAAAACAAUGAGGAGUCAACAAAAUUUUGGAGAAGAAAAUCCAUCAUCAGAAAAGUCAAUAGGAAAUCAGCGUCUAUCAGUAUCAUCAUUAUUUCGAAACCAUGACAAUAUCCUCGCUGAAAAUUAUGAUUAUCAUGAUUCUCCAUUAGAUCGUUGGUUUAGUCGUGAUACUUAUUCAUCUGACUUACCACAAAUGCCUAUACCUGUAUUAGAUCAAAGCGUUGUUAAUGCUGCAGAUCUAGAACAAUGUGAUCAAAAAUGA